Messenger RNA from Solenopsis invicta (red fire ant), 850 nucleotides. RefSeq lists its product as uncharacterized. The record is from RefSeq and is a predicted model, not a curated record. The coding region runs from base 102 to 431 and encodes 109 amino acids. The transcript is spliced from 2 exons. NCBI's taxonomy places the organism in Eukaryota, Metazoa, Arthropoda, Insecta, Hymenoptera, Formicidae.
UCAUUAAAAUGGUCAGUUAAUUAUUUCAAUUAUUAUAUUGGAUAGUAGUAAAAAGAAAUAUGUAAUCAUCUAUUUAAUUUCAGUACCAUCAUUUGCGCGGUAUGGGUGCUAAAUUACGCGGUUUUGUACACAUGUGCUUCAAAGAGUCAAUGAAAGACGAGCUUGUGUGCAAAUUUACAUGGCCUGGUGGUUCCGAGACCGAAAAAUUUGGUCAUACCAAACUCGUCAAAAUAAUGUACGAUGCAGCACAGAGCUACCCCCUUUUUGAGGGACCAUUAAACAAAACUGUAUUUAAAGCAGAGGUCCAAGAAGUUUUAAGGGCAGUAAAACAGCGCGUAAAAAGUCAAAAAAAUAAAAAUAAAAAUGAAGCCAGCAAUGGAAAAAAAGCAAUGAUGGAUGUGAAACACCAAACAAUCAAAAUUAAAAAUUAAAUUAUAUAAAUCUUUACAACUCACAGUUUCUUUGUAACAGUUGAUAUUCGAAAUCUACUUAUAAUCGUUUGUUAUAAUUUACAUUUAAUAUUAAGGUACAUAUUAACACGUUAAAAAAUGUGUGCAUUUAAAAGAAUACAUGUGAUUUAGUGCAUAAUCUACAGUUAAAGGGAAUCUUUUAGAAGUUGUAAAUAUUUUAAUUAUUGUGUCAUUUAUAAAAUUGACAUGAGCAAGUUGACCAUAAUGACAUAUGACUCGGCUCAUUGUUACAGCAAUAGAAAAACACUGUUUGCAAACGAAACAGUGCACGUUCAAACGGAUAAUAAAAAAAUUAGGUCUAUCAAUGAUACAUAUAAGAAAAAUACGAGUUUAUGGUUAAUUAUAUUCGUGCGACAAAGCAGAAUAUUACAUACGCAUGC